This is a messenger RNA of Dermatophagoides pteronyssinus (European house dust mite), 1500 nucleotides long. RefSeq names its product regulator of telomere elongation helicase 1-like. The record is from RefSeq and is a predicted model, not a curated record. Lineage: Eukaryota; Metazoa; Arthropoda; Arachnida; Sarcoptiformes; Pyroglyphidae.
AUGGUCAAAGGCGUCGCGUACAUUCAGACGCUCGCGCGCGCGCUCGAGCGCGGCGAGCACUGCAUUCUCGAGUCGCCCACUGGCAGCGGAAAGACGCUUUGUCUGCUCGCCACCGUUGCGGCCUACCUCACGCGGCGGCGCGCGCUGCGCGAGCGCGAGGAGAAUGCUGGCGCAGCCGACAUCGACGAGCUGUUCUACUUUGCGCGCGACGCGCAGAGCGGCUGCGAGCUUGUCUUCUGUCCGUACAACUACAUCGUUGACGCCUCGAUCCGCGCGGCGUACAACAUUUCGCUCGAAGGCGCAGUGGUCGUGUUCGACGAGGCGCACAACCUGCCGCAGCUGUCGAUGCAGCAGGUGAUCGCGCAGGCGCACAGCGUCGUGAUCACCAGCGGCACGCUGAAGCCGCUCAGCAGCCUUGCGCUGCAGCUCGCCGCGAGCGAGACGCGGUUCAACUUUCUCGAAAACGAGCAUGUGAUCCAGCCCCGGCAGGUUUUCGCGAGCUUCGUGACCACUUGUCUGCAGCGCCCGCUAAAACUCACCUACGACCGCGAAAACGACUACUCGCUAGUCGCCAAGCAGCUCGGCCAGAUUUUGCUCGACGUCGCCGCCAUUUUCGAGAACUGCGGUGUGCUAGUCUUCCUGCCGAGCUACGCAAUGUUCUUCGCGCCGUUCCGCGGAAAAGUGAGCGAAGGGCUUUCGCUGCCUGACGACCUCGUGCGCUGCGUGCUUUGCGUCGGCAUUCCGUUCGCCUCGCUGUACGACCUAAAGGUCAAAAGCAAGCGCGCCGCGCUGCAGAACCAACCCUACGCCACGCCACAGAGCCGCUGGACCGGCGCCGACUGGUACUUCGAUUCCGCGAUGGCAGCGGUAAACCAGGCCGCGGGGCGCGUUGUGCGGCACGCGAACGACUACGGCGCCGUGCUCUUCGUCGACGAGCGCUACCACGCACCGAACUGCGCCGCAGUCAAGCGUUUUCUCGAGAGCGGCACCUUGCCGAAUCUGCUCUUCUACGGCCCGCAGGGCACCGGCAAGACCUCCGUGGCGCAGAUCAUCGCCUCCGCGAUCCACGGCUCGAUGAACAGUCUGAUGGUAAUGGAGCUCAACGCUUCCGACGACCGCGGCAUCGACGUCGUGCGCGAAAAAAUCCGCUUCUUCGCGCCGAAAGCGAGCGCCACGCCGACCGCGGGCUGCGCUGUGCAUCCGUCGCUGCAGAAAAUUAAGCUGCUGAUCCUCGACGAGUGCGACCAAAUGACAACCGUUGCGCAGACAGCGAUCCGCCGUAUUAUGGAGGUCUACUCGGCGCACGCGCGGUUCAUCCUCAUCUGCAACGAACUUUUCCGGCUGCAGAUCGCUCUGCAGAGCCGCUGCGUCUCGUUCCGCUUCCGCGCGCUGCUGCAGGACGAAAUCCGCGGUCGCGUGUUCGAGAUUGCGCGGAGCUCAAACAUCUUCUUGGACGACGCGACGUUCGACGCUCUUCACUUUCACACGGAGGGCGACAUG